AUGAGAAUAUAUAUUGAUUAAAGUCACAGGCACGUCUCCGUCGACUAAACACAACUCAACGCUGGAGUGUGACAGAAGGCCCCGGCGUCCCCUCAUCGACCGCUUCCUCCUGUGUUCAGACCUGCGGAAGAAUCUGUCUGGGACACAUCAGCCCGUGACCCGAACCUGAUCGCCUGCAGCCCAUCCAUCCAUCCAGCCGAGUCCCCCCCGCCGCCCCCGCCCUCCAUCCAGACAUCCAUCGUCUCCUCCCUGCACCAACAAACUCUUCUGCACAAUCCAUGGACCAAUCAAAAUGAGACUCCAUAAGAUCCCUGUUUCCCUGUUCUUCCCCUCGCUGCCCCGCCCUCUGCUCCACUGCUGCUGCCGCUCAGCUCUCUUAGCCAAUCACAGCACAGCAUCACACAGACGCCUCGGCACUGACAGCCACGCCCCUCAUCAUGUGACUGGUCAGGACUCACUGGAGGUGUUGGGCCACUCCUAUCCCCGCGACGACUUCACCAACGUCACGCCGAAGAUCUUGGAGAAGGUCGGCCGCAACCUCCACAACCAAUCCCAUCAUCCUCUGUGGCUGAUCAAGGAGCGAAUCAAAGCUCACAUUUACAGCUCUUACGUCGGCCGCUGGGGAAACCCUCUGUUCUCCGUCCAUGAUAACUUGAGUCCUGUGGUCACUCUGGAGCAGAACUUUGACAGCUUACUUAUCCCGCCCGACCACCCCAGCAGGAAACGAGGAGAUAACUACUACCUGAACAGAAAAACGAUGCUUCGCGCUCACACAUCUGCCCACCAGAGGGAGCUGGUGAGGUCCGGCCUGGAUGCUUUCUUAUUGGCCGGAGACGUUUACAGACGGGAUGAGAUCGACACCAGUCACUACCCAGUCUUCCACCAAAUGGAGGGCGUCCGACUCUUCUCCAACCACGAGCUGUUUUCGAAGGUGCAGAACGGCGAGGAGCUGUCUCUGUUUGAGCGAGGCGGUCGGCGGACGCCAAACAAACAGGAGGCCCACACUCUGGAGGCCGUCAAGCUGGUGGAAUUCGACCUGAAACACACUCUGACCAGACUCGUCGCACACCUGUUCGGAGAAGAUCUGGAGAUCCGGUGGGUGGACUGUUACUUCCCCUUCACUCAUCCCUCCUUUGAGAUGGAGGUGCGUUUCCAGGGAGACUGGAUGGAGGUGCUGGGCUGCGGAGUGAUGGAGCAGGAGCUGCUGAACUCUGCGGGGGCGGGGAACAAGGCCGGAUGGGCUUUCGGUCUCGGUCUGGAGAGACUGGCGAUGGUGUUGUACGGCAUCCCGGACAUCCGGCUGUUCUGGAGUCAGGACGAACGUUUCCUCGAACAGUUCAGGGUUCAGGACAUCGAGCAGCCCGUCUGCUUCCAGGCCCUCAGUAAGUACCCCCCCCUCCACAAUGACAUCUCCUUCUGGCUGCCUGAGAGCAAAGAGAGCGAGGACGGGCAAGAGAGCUUCACAGAGAACGACUUCUACGAGCUGGUGCGCUCCGUCGGAGGAGACCUUGUGGAGAAAGUCACUCUGGUAGACGAGUUCACACACCCAAAGACCAGGAGGCGGAGUCAGUGUUACCGCAUCAUCUACCGUCACAUGGAGCGGACUCUGUCCCAGCAGGAGGUCAGACUCGUCCACGAGCAAAUCGAACGCUCCGCCCAGACUGAGUUGGGCGUUCAGGGCAGAUACUGACACAUUCACACGUGACAGGUAUGAACUUCCUCCUCUCUCCUGUGUUUCUCUUUUCAGGCUAAGAAAUAGAUGCCUAUGGCGGUCCUGCAUCCAUACUUUUAAUUCAUUUUGCUCUCUCAGGUUUACGGCUAGCAUCAACCUAUCUAUCUUGUAUUUCCAGAGUGUCAGGAGCACAAACAAACAUAGAGAUAAUCUAAACUUACCAUGUUGUGGUCUGGCCGAUAACAGUAGGCAGAGUCCUGUUUUGUCUUCUAGUUCACCAGAAUGUUUUUUCCGUUAUUUCGAGAAAACAACUUUCGAUAUCUCCAAAUAACGAGAAAAUUAAUUAACAUCGCAAGAACACAACUGAAAUGAACUCAGUAUGUGUUCGUGCCUCUGGUUAACAAAAACAAGCAGAUGAAAGUCCUGUCAGUGUGAACAGAAAGCUGAGAACAACAAACCCAGAGGGAGUUUGACUUCAGUCUCUGUUUAGGAAGUCUUUCCUCCACAAUAUAUUUACAUGAGGUUUAAUUGAUUUUUGCUGUAUUGACAUACAGACUGUAGCAUAUUAAAUAAUUAAAUCUGAAAUUAAAAAGUAGUCAGUUUUCAAGCACUUCAGCCUGAAGUUACAGAGAAAGAUAUUAGUUUUAUCUGAACAUGAAUAAACACUGAACACACAAAAACAUGAACUCUAAGAACCAUAAAAAGUUUUCUUUGUUAUUUUAAGCGGAAAGUAUUUGUUGCUUUACCUGAAGCUUUGGUUUUGUGUUUUAGUUUUUUCAAGGUUUGAAUCUUUAGUUUGGACAUUAAAUCUGUUUCCCACA
Labrus mixtus (cuckoo wrasse) is the source of this 2493-nucleotide messenger RNA. RefSeq names its product phenylalanyl-tRNA synthetase 2, mitochondrial (gene fars2). The record is from RefSeq and is a predicted model, not a curated record. Bases 293 to 1690 code for a protein of 465 amino acids. Gene Ontology annotation, cellular component: cytoplasm; mitochondrion. Gene Ontology annotation, biological process: phenylalanyl-tRNA aminoacylation. The transcript is spliced from 12 exons. NCBI's taxonomy places the organism in Eukaryota, Metazoa, Chordata, Actinopteri, Labriformes, Labridae. Gene Ontology annotation, molecular function: tRNA binding; ATP binding; phenylalanine-tRNA ligase activity.